Molecule: messenger RNA, 2667 nt
Organism: Ichthyophthirius multifiliis
Lineage: Eukaryota; Ciliophora; Oligohymenophorea; Hymenostomatida
Product: PAS domain S-box family protein
Exons: 4
Source: RefSeq, a predicted model, not a curated record
AUGUAUGCAAUUUUUUUGUUUGAUAUAAUUUGCUCUCCUUAAUAAGCAUAAUAAGAACUUUUAAAUGCAAAAAAAGAAAAACCCAGUUUUGAUGAAGAGUUUUAAAUUUAUUUUUUUAAAAAUGAAGUUGAAAAUGAACUUUAUGAAAAAUCGCUCCUAUAAAAAAAUCAAGAAUAAUCAGCAAACAAUGAUAUAUUUAAUGAAAUUACAGUUUAAAAUUAUUAAAAAAUUUGUUAAACUCAUAUUGAAAAAAGUUCUUUUCUUUAUGCUGAAUUUUGGUCUCAUUUAAAUGAAUAUAAUCCUGAUUUGGGAAAAUUGAGUGAUAUUGGUUAUAAAAUAUACAUUUGCAAAUAAAACAUAGAAAACUAUUGGAACAGAUUAAUGAAAAUGAAUGUUUUUAUACCUAAUUUGAUUCUUUUGUAUUCAAAAUUUUUAAAGGAAAUUAUGAACGAUAAUGAAAGUUCAUUAUAAAUACUAAAUAAAUUAAUAGAAGUUAAUUUUAACAAUUAAGCUUCUAAAUCAACAAAUAAUAUAGAUAUAUAAACUUAUUCUUAACCAACUAUUAUAAUAAGUGCUGAUGAUGAUUCUUUUUGUCAUAUAAUUAAUUUAAAUUUAUCAGUAUGUUAAUUAAGUUUAUAUUAAAAAAAAGAAUUGUUAAGUAAGAACAUAUCAAUUUUAAUGCCUUAAAUGUAUGCUAAAAAUCAUGAUAAUUUUAUUUAAAGAUAUUUGACAACUUUAGAGCCUCGUGUGUUAAAUGUAGACAAUCUAGUUCCUUUUAAGACUAAAUUAGGAUAUAUUUAUAUUUCAAAAAUAUUAAUAAAGCACGUUUCAUCAUUAAUAAACGGUCUAUAAUUUAUAGCGUAUUUUAAAUAGAGUAAAUUUUUAAAAGAAUAAUGCAGUUUAAUUAUAAAUAAGAAUGGUAUUAUAUAAGAUAUAAGUUCUUCAUGUAUAACAAUGUUAGGUUUAGAUAUAAAAAAGCUUUCGAAAAAGGAAAACUUAAUAACUGAUUGUAUAGAAAAUUUUUGGAAUCAUCUAAAGGAAUUUUAACAAAAAUAAGGACUUACUGUAACUGUGUAGAAUUUUAAAAAAGAAUGUAGUAAAUUUUAAGCUAAUGUUACUUGUACUGAAAUAAAUUUUAAAAUUUCUGGAAAUUUAGGAUAAAUUAUCUAAAUAUCAAAACAAUUUACAGGUUUAUUAAAAGAAAAAAAUAAUUAAAAAACAUCUUAAUAAUUACCCAAUUUUCACCUUUAUAUGUAUUAUAAUGUUGAACUAAAUAGUUUUGUUGGUUAUUAAAGUUUUGGAAAAACUUGUCAUAUAAAUGAAAAUUCUAAUACAGAGACUUAUUAAACGCAUAUUAUUUAGUCUCAAAGAAAUGAAGAUGAUCAUUAUUAAAGUUCUUUUAAAAGUAGAAGUUCUUUAAAAGAUACAUAAUAAAGGUAAAAUAUUAAUUAUUAGUAAGGAAUUAAAACCCUUGUAUUAGUAAAUAAUUAGUUAAUAGAUCUAGAAAUUAUAAAAAAAAAUGAAUAAUAAAUAGAAGAUAUAUUAGAUUCCUAAAAUGAAUAUUAGGAAGAUUUAAAUAACUACGAUGGUAAUAAUCUCUCAAAAAACAUAUAAAAUAAUGAAAAUAAGUGUUAUUAAAAUAAUGUAUUCAAAAAUAAAAAAAAAUUUAUAGAAUUUAUUGAAUAAACUGAUUUCCUAAAUAUUCCACUUUUUUAAUAUUUCAAAAUUAUUUCAUUUGUAUUCAUUCUAGUUAUAGUUGGAUUAAGUUCUCUUAAUAAUAUUGUUAGUUCAAAAGAAUUAUCUUAAGUAACAAGUUUAUUUAAUUAAAUUUAAUAUUCAAACGAGUUGAAUUCAGAUAUGCAAAGAAUUGUUCUCAAACUACUUUGUUUGCAUUUAGUGGAAACUGGCGUUUUUAUUUAAAAUGAUACUUUGAUAAAUGAUAUAUCAGAAAUUUUCGAAAACAUUAAGGUUUUAUCAGAUAUCAUAAUUUAAAAUGAAAAUCAAAUGCUUUCAUUAGAAAGAAAAAAUUUAAUAUCUAAUAAUGUAGUAAAAAUGACUUUUUUUUAAAAUGAAAAAUCUACUUUUAUAAAAUAUUUUGAUUUAUACGAAGCAACAUAAUAAAUAAUUAGCAAAAUAAAUGAAAUUGUUGGUUAAAAAUAAAAUAAGUAAUCUAUUAUAUUUAAUUAUUAAAAUCCAACAUUCUAUUUUCUUGUAAAUAACCUUUUAAAUGAUUAUUAUGAAAAGCUCAUCUAAUAAUCUCAGUAUUUAGUUUUGGAGCUAGAAACUUGGUGCAUGAUAAAAAAAGAUUCUUAAAUAGCUUUGCUUAUAAUAUCAAUUGCAAUUAUUAUUUCUUUUUUUUUUAUUCUGAUAUUUUAUUAUUUCAUAAUAAAUAAAUAUUAAACAUAAAUAUUAGAUGUUUUUCUUGAAAUUCCAGCUGAAAAAGUUAAGAAGCUUUUUUUAAAAAGUGAGUUGUUUUUAAUGAAUUUAUAAAACAUAGAUUUAGAUGAAAAUACUUCUUAAGAAAUAAAUUAAACUUAGCAAUAAUAAGAGGAGUAAUAAAAUCUUAUAGUUAAAAAUAAAUAGAAACGAAAAAUAUCAAAAACAAAUUUUAAUAAGAAAAAUUAAAUGUUUUUUUUACCUUUUUUUAGUUAUUGUUAUUAUUAGUGA